GACUGCACCGAUUCACGACUCGCACUGAAACGGUCAAAAGACUGAGCACUCACCCCAUUUUCGCUCUUAUUCACCCGAUCAUCAACUUUAAGAGCUGUUGUCACAAGAUCUUGUGGAUCUUUGCUGCACUUCCCACCUGCUCUCAGCGUGUGUUUGUAAAAGCCAGCGGCUCUCUCAGUCUGAGCGGAGAAACAUCUGGAAACAUCUAAAGCCGGACUGGAAGAUUGAACUAAGUUUGCUAUAUUUUGAACUUGGAUUUUUGUUUGAAGAUACAUUAAAGGCCUGACACAGAAAAUCACUUCUUCAGGACUUCAAUGGCAGAAUCAUCAGAGUUUGUGUAUUUGCCACGUGCUACAAAGAAAAUGUUUCCCAGGAAACGGCAAAAGAUAACUGAGGAUGUCAGGCCCUUUUUGGGGAAGAAAAUUGGCAGUCCUGGUCCUGACAGCCGCAGAGUGAGCACGCAGGCACAGGGAGCUCCAGCCUCUCGGACUGCUACACCUCAUCCAGUGACAAUGAAGGAAGAGAAUGGUGAUGCCUAUAAGGAACCACAUGAACAUCAGUUCAGAGUGAAGUUCAGUUCUGAUGAGAUAUACACCAUUGACUGUGUUCAACCCUGCACAGUGCUGGAGGCCAUAAAACCCUUAAAAAAAUUUAAGAAGAUGGUUAAGGGUGCUGAUGGAAAUGUUAUCAUUCAGAUGGGUACAGGAGACGACGAAUCAAUUGUUCCAACACAUUUCCCGUGUUCUUGUGUGGGGGAUCAUGAGGUUCUGACCAUUUCAUGUAAAGCAGAAAAAGUAGAAUCGGCUCAGGUCCAAGAUUCCAAAAUAGUACAUCCAAGAGAUGCCUAUUCUGUCUUUUACAUUGAUACAAAGGGAGGACUAAAUGCCAAAAAAAAAAAGCUUUUUAAAAGUGGCACUUUAAAACAGUUCAGGUAUCUCUGUGUUUACGGAGAGAAGGGGAUAACUGUGGCGGAGGCUCUAAAAAGAGAUGGCCGCUUCACUGAUGACCUGGGCUACUUUGAGCUGGUUAACAUCAAUGACAAAUGUAAGACUGAGUGCACAGACAGAAUUGAUAAUCUGGAAAAUAAGAAAUUCCAGAUAUGUCUUCCACGAGGAGCAAAUACUGAAGCAAAAGAAUUAAAUCAACAGGCUGACCAUGUGCAACUCAAACAGCGAAAACCAAAACAAGCAACAAAUAAUGCACAACGAAAGACAGAAAUAAGAUUAAUCUUAAAUGUAGCACAGCGGACAGGAAUCAGUCUAAAAAGAGCAGCCAAAGAAAGCGGCAGCAGCAUUGAGAACAUUUAUGAACUACUGCGUGCCCAGUGUCCACCUCUGAAACAACACAUGGAAAGUAGAUUCCCUGGGAAUUCUUUACAGGAAGCAUUUAACCUGAGGAAGGAGAACUUUGGAAAGAUCCAGGAAUCUUUUAGUGAAAUUCACAAAGUCAGGGAGCUGCUAGAGCUGAGCAAGUCAGUUUGUCUCAUAACUGGUUCCUCCAUAAAGCAGGGCACAGGCUUUGUGCUUUUUGACAACUAUGUCUUGACGAAUGCCCACUUAUUUGAAGACUGGGUUCAAUCAAAAUUACCUAAUUGUCAUGAAUCUGUAAACGUUACUGCUGUCUUUAACUUCGAAAAACACGAAUCAGAGAAGAACAAGAUUAAUGCCAAGGUGUUUUUUGGCAACAAGAAGUUUGAUUAUGUCAUACUUAAGCUAGAAACGGAGGAAGUGCCACCAGGGCUCCUCAAGAGAUUUGGACCUGUACCUUCAGACGGUGAGGCCUGUAUCGUUGGACACCCAGGAGGAGGAGUGAAAAAAAUGGAUCCUAUAUGUAUCAUUGAGAAAGACAGACGAGAGGAGGCUGUUAAUAAAAAUUGUGAGGACAUCAAGGAACAUUUCAUCACUAUUUAUGCAGUCAAUCAGGUGAUCAAAAAUGACCCAUAUGAAAAUAUCUAUUUGAAUUACAAAUCUAAAAUGUAUCAUGGCUCUUCUGGCUCCCCAGUUUUCGAUGGUCAUGGACGAGUGUUUGGUUUGCACACUGGUGGAUAUUUCUUUGGGUUUCUGAAGCCUAAUCAGAGUGUGCUCGAGUAUGCCUUUCCUCUGCUCACUCUAUUUGAAAACUUAGUGGAUAAUCUGAAGAAAGAGGGCUAUGGGGAGGUGGUGGAAAGAGUUGAGGAGGAGGCAAAGGGAAAUCCACACCUAGAAAACAUUAUUGCAUCUUUUGUGGGGUCAAAGCAAGACAUACCUGAGGCACUGUUGGAAGAAUGCUCAGAUAAAAUGGAGUGGGACUGAAAUACUCGAGGCUGAGCCAAAACAGAUUCUGAGGAGUCAAUGGAGCUUAGUUAGGUAGCCAGAUCUAAAAAUCCUCCAGCAAGAGGGGAAACAUAUAUAGUUAUAAAGAGACUGAAUGAUUAUAGUAAUUAGAAAUCAUAAAAUUCUACCUUCUGUUUUGUACAUACCAGAGUAUUUUUCUCCCUGAAGGCAGUGUGUAUCCAAUUGGUUCAGGUUGUCUGUCUGUCUGUUAACAUCUACAGCUUUUAAGAUAUGAUGUUGUGUAAUGUCUUGUGAAAAUUAUGUCAAGGUCACAUCAAAUGUGCAAAAUCAGUAAAAACUUUCAUUUUUUUCACACCUACUUUUGGUUUUUAAUUCUGUUUUCUUUUACUUUUCUACUUUGUGGAAUAAUAGUGAACUUUAUUACCACAGGAUAUUUUAAUAGUAAAGUACCCUGUUUGUAUGCCCUGAAGUAUUUUUGAGCACUGACCAAUUUCUUUUGUUUGUUUUGUGUUUGUUUUUUUCGCUCAGCUGCUACAUUAUUCAUUCAUUUUAUUUCCUUCUGUACCACAUACCGUAUUUUUCAGACUAUAAGGAGCACAUAAAAUCCUUUAAUUUUCUCAAAAAUCAACAGUGCGCCUUAUGGUCCGAAAAAUACGAUACAGGUUCUGUGCAAAAAUUCCUUUAUAUGUUGCUUCCAAUA
Molecule: messenger RNA, 2973 nt
Organism: Oreochromis niloticus (Nile tilapia)
Lineage: Eukaryota; Metazoa; Chordata; Actinopteri; Cichliformes; Cichlidae
Product: protein FAM111A-like
Exons: 6
Coding region: 315-2291 (658 amino acids)
Biological process (GO): DNA replication
Cellular component (GO): chromatin; nucleus
Source: RefSeq, a predicted model, not a curated record